Molecule: messenger RNA, 2367 nt
Organism: Taeniopygia guttata (zebra finch)
Lineage: Eukaryota; Metazoa; Chordata; Aves; Passeriformes; Estrildidae
Gene: PRNP
Product: prion protein (Kanno blood group)
Biological process (GO): protein homooligomerization
Cellular component (GO): membrane
Source: RefSeq, a predicted model, not a curated record
GUGAUGGGUGAGGGAUGCGGGCAGGGCUCGGCGGGGCCGGGCUGCCCUGGAGCAGCUCCUCCCUCUCGCUAUUUAUUCCUCCGCGGAGCUCCGCGGCUGAUUCACCCGGAGCGGGCGGGCAGCGCCUUCCCAGCCGCCAUGGCCAAGCUCCCGGGCACCUCCUGCCUGCUGCUGCUGCUGCUGCUGCUGCUGCUGGGCGCCGACCUCGCCUCCUGCAAGAAGGGCAAAGGCAAACCCGGCGGGGGCGGCUGGGGCACGGGGAGCCGCCAGCCCAGCUACCCCCGCCAGCCCGGCUACCCCCAGAACCCGGGGUACCCCCACAACCCUGGCUACCCACACAACCCGGGGUACCCACACAACCCGGGGUACCCACACAACCCCGGCUACCCCCACAACCCCGGCUACCCGGGCUGGAACCAGGGCUACAACCCGUCGAGCGGAGGGAAUUACCACCAGAAGCCGUGGAAGGCGCCCAAGCCCAAGACCAACCUGAAGCACGUGGCGGGGGCGGCGGCGGCGGGCGCCGUGGUGGGCGGCCUGGGGGGCUACGCCAUGGGCCGGGUGAUGUCGGGGAUGCAGUACCGCUUCGACAGCCCCGACGAGUACCGCUGGUGGAGCGAGAACGCCGCGCGCUACCCCAACCAGGUCUACUACCGCGACUACCGCGGCGGCGCCGUGCCGCAGGACGUCUUCGUGGCCGACUGCUUCAACAUCACCGUCACCGAGCACAACAUCGGCCCCGCCGCCAAGAAAAACGCCUCGGAGGCCGGCGCCGCGCUCAACCAGACCGAGGCGGAGCUGGAGACGCGCGUGGUGACCAAGGUGAUCCGCGAGAUGUGCAUCCAGCAGUACCAGGAGUACCGGCUGGCCGCUGGCACGCGGCCGCGCCUCGCCGCCGACGCCGCGCUGGCCGCGCUGCUGCUCCUGGCGUUGGCUGCCCUGCGCUAGAAGAGCCCCGCGUCCCCCCGCCCGCCUCUCUGGGUUUUGGUGAGGAGCCUCCGGUUUAGGCAAAAAAAACGGGAUGAAAAAUUUCCUUUUCCGCCCCAAACGCGGCCCCAAAACGGCGCCGGAGCCCAAAACCGCGGCCUUCAUCUCCUCCUCCUCCUCCUCGGGGCCACCCCGAGAGGGACCAGGCAGAGGGGAGCUCUCCUCGGGGUCCCUGCAGGAGCUUCUCCAAAAAUCCUCUUUGUUAAUAGGCAGGGUUUUGUCUCGCCCCUCGGUGCCAGGUUGAAAAAUUUGAACCAUUUCAUCCUAAAAAAAAAAACCAAAAACCCUUUCCCGUGUAGAUAAGGAGCUGCCACUCCUCACCCUGCACGCUGCAAGAACCCCGUGCAGCAACACACCAAAAGAAAGAAAUAAAGUCAUUUUUUACUCCCCGUCAGCCUUUAGAGGCAGCAAGUGCUGCUGAGUGCCCCAAACACCCCCAAAACGGUGUUACAACCCGAGAAAAAGCCACUUGGGGUGCCCCAGGUGACAAUUCCUGGUCGUGCUUCAGCACCUGGACCUGAAGGAGGCGAAAAUGCAGCACAGAGAAUUCUCAGGGUGGCCAGAGACUGAGAGCAGCUGAACCACGCCGGUCCAGCAAACAGCACCGGGAAAAACGGGCCUGGGAAGGGAGAUGCUUUAAAAAUAAUUCACAUUUCUGAGUAAUUCCUUUGCCCUGAGGAAGCAACAGUGAAAUUCCUGCUUCUCAUGUGGAUGCUGGGCUGGGGACGAGCUGUAACACCCGCGGCGCUGCGCUUGUGGAACCGAGCUCGGUGUAAUAUCUCGUGUUUUAUUUUUGCAAGGCACUGAAUAACACUGUCCUAAAUGAGAUUUUUUUUUUUUUUUUGCAUUGGUGUAAGCUAAGUGAAGAUAUAUAUUAUAUAUAUAUAAAUAUCUAUAAACAGAGAGCAAAGAAACCUUUUUUGAGGACGGCCACCGGAAAAGCAGGGCUUGGAGGUGCCCGGUACUUUGACACGCGGAUGUUUUGUAACCCCGGCACGCGGCGUGCCCGGGAUUCGCCUUGCUGAGCCUUUUCCAAGUGUUCCACGUCUGGUACAAAUUAAAACGGAUCAAGCCAAGGUGCCCAGCAGCCUCCUUUGUGUGCCAGCCCCCGCUGCAUUUCUGCAUCCCCGCAUUUCUGCAUUUCUGCAUUCCCGCAUUUCUGCAUCCCCGCAUUUCUUCAUCCCCGCAUUUCCCCUCCCCAUCCCCCCGAGGCCUGAGGGAGCUUUUGUUCCCUUCCAGCACCAAAUUUGGCCCCAACCCCACAGUUCCAGUCAGCCUUUUGUCCUCCCCUGCCCCCACCGCUGGUAUCGCUGCAGGCCGAGAAGUGUUUUCUAAUUUCUGUCUCAUUCCAGUUUCGGUUCUAAUAAAGGAGUUUUUACA